CAUUUCAAAUUGUGAAUAUCUUUGUCAAAUGAAAUUGAAUUCUCAAUGUCGAGCUCCAAACAAAAUCCAGCCACCUCCGAUCACAAGGAUUUUUUACGGAAACUUCCUCCAAUUUCCGUUCGUCGCAGGGGGAAUGUUGAUGGAGGUGAAGAGGAGGAGAAUCUUAAUUUAGGUAAGAAUGAGUCAGAGAGGGGGAAAUCGUUAACUGUUGAGCCCUCGAUGCUUGGCCUGAAUCAACUCCGGAUGCAGUCGGUUCCUUUGCCUCUUGAUUUUGUGAAUAUAGGGACUAGUAAUAAUCAAGGGAAAGACAAAGGCAAUUUGCGAGCUAAAUUGUCUUCCACUUCUCAAGAAUCUGCGGUCACUUCUUUUGAACAAGGUAAAAAGGUCCAGUGGAGUCAAUCAAAAUCUUUGAGAAUCCUUUCGCCCCACCGUUCGGUGUCAGUGGGUUAUCAUGCAGCUUUUAUCAAGGAAAUGCAAUCUCCACGUCUCCAGGCUAUUCUGCGUUUAACAAGUGGUUGUAAAGACAGAGCACCAGAUAUUAAGAGCUUCUCUCACGAGCUCAAUUCAAAAGGUGUCCGACCACUUCCAUUUUGGAAAUCUCGUGCUGUUGGUCACACGGAGGAGAUUAUGUUAAUGAUUCGGUCAAAAUUUGAUAAAUUAAAGGAAGCAGUGAAUUCUGACUUGGGCGUCUUUGCUGGAGAUUUGGUGAGUAUACUUGAGAAGACUUCAGGAUCUAAUCAUGAAUAUAAAGAAGGUUUGGAGGAUUUGUUAGUUAUAGCUAGGCAGUGUGCAGAGAUGUCAUCCAACGAAUUUUGGUUAAAUUGUGAAGGCAUAGUACAGAAUCUAGAUGACUGUCGUCAAGAGCUAUCGAUGGGAACUCUCAAGCAAAGGCAUACACGCCUCUUAUUUAUCCUCAGCCGCUGCACUAGGCUUGUUCAAUUCCAGAAGGAGAGUGGUUAUGAUGAAAAUCUCAUUCUACCUUCUCACCAACUUGGUGACCUUGGUGUGUACCCUCAAGGUAUUCUUGGGGUGUCACAAGUUUGGAAAGAAAGUGAUGAGAGACAAACUUACAAAAUCCAGGAACAGGACCAAAGCAAUACGAAUGUCAAACAAGAUGAUUUAAUUGAAGAGGUUAGCACUGCAAAGAGUGUUGCUUCAUCCACAGGAAGUUAUAAGAUGUCAUCUUGGAAAAAACUCCCAUCUCCAGCUGAGAAAAACCAGAAAUUCCACGACCCUAAUGGUGCCCCUUCCAAGGAUAAAUCUGAUAAAUUGCAACAAAAAGAAGAAAUAGAUAGUGCGGAAAAAAUUGAUACUCCAGUCCAUCAGCCACAACAUUCAGAAGAUUCUUUGAAGGUAGAUCAAGUAACAUGGGGAGUUUGGGAUCAACACCAGAUGACAUACGGGGAUUCAUUGAUAUGCCGUAUAUGUGAAGUUGAAAUACCAAUAGUUCAUGUUGAACAUCACUCCAGAAUUUGUACAAUUGCAGAUAGAUGUGAUUUAAAAGGUUUAUCUAUAAAUGAACGGAUUGAAAGAGUUGCGGAGACCCUUGAAAGAAUACUUGAAUCAUGGACACCAAAAAGCACAAGCACUAGGUUGGAAAGUUCUGGAGUGGCGAGAGUGUGUGUAGCCAGUUCACCAGAAGCGUUGGAUGCGUUGUCACCAAAGUAUAACAGCUUGUCUUUCCGAUGCUCUAAAGACAAAUUGCAUAGCAUUUGCGAGGUUGAUAACUCUGUUCCCACGGAUGAUCUCCACAGUUGUCCUUACGUAUCAUGUGAAAAUUGUGUCUCUAUACCUGAUCAGUUUAAGAAGGCCUCAUCACCGUUGACGCCUCGAUCGCCUUUAGUAACCCCACGGACCAGCCAAAUAGAGCUUCUGCUGAGGGGACGGAAAACCAUAUCUGAAUUUGAAAGUUAUAAGCAGGGUGAUGAAAUUGAAGAAAAUAAGCAAAAGUUGACAAAAUUAGAGAGAAUGGCCAAAUUGUCGAUUCCCAUUGUAGAAUGGGAGAAAAGAAUUCUGAAAUUUGUCAUGGUUGUAGAGGUAAGGGACACUUCUUUGAUGAAUGUCGGAGUAAGCACCAGUGCCUGUUCUGCAAAAGUGGAUUUCAUAAGUGCUUUUGAGGUGGAGAGAGAGACACUGAUAACAAAGGAAAACUAUUCAAAUGCUGCAUUCGGAAAUACGAUUUUUGGGAGUAGGUUUGAGAAGGUCCAGAUUUCAAUGAACAUGAACACAACGAUCCGCAAGCAGGGACAAUUUUUUGCUUCUCUUAAUGUUGAUAACUUUUAUAAAGAUGAAAUAGUUAUUGCUUUAAUUUUGCUGUCUGUAUACUUUUAUGCGGACUUACAGAUCACAUGGCUUUCAAUGCAGCAAAUUUUUGAUAAUAUCAUGAAUAGAAACAUUCCCUGGCCCAAGGUACCUGAGGAAAUUAGCCAUGAAGCUUAUGAUUUGAUUGAAAAGUUGCUGAUUGAAAAUCCAGUUCAAAGAUUGGGUGCAACUGGGGCUGGAGAGGUGAAACGACAUCAUUUUUUUAAGGAUAUUAACUGGGACACUCUUGCAAGGCAGAAGGCAUCAUUCAUACCAUCAGCUGAUGCACAAGACACUAGUUAUUUUAUGAGCCGGUACAUUUGGGAUCCAGAAGAGGGAAAUGUUCAUGGAGGUAGUGAUUUUGAUGACAUGACUGAGACAGGCAGUGCCUCAUGCAGCAGCUCGUACAGCAACAUGCUGGACGAAGAAGGGGAUGAAUGUGGGAAUUUGACAGAAUUUGGUCCUCCUGCCCAUAACACGACGUACUCAUUCAGUAAUUUCUCAUUUAAGAACUUGUCUCAGCUGGCUUCUAUCAAUUAUGACUUGGUUACAAGGAGUGCUAAAGAAUUAGCAGAGUCUACAAAACCAUCCGUUCCAUGACAACAACAUUGCUUCCAACCAUUCCUAUCAUAAUUUCAGAUGUGCCAAUGUGCUCUGCUGACGCAAUAGUAACCGGUUCCGAGGUCCAAAGACGAAGAGUCGACCAUAAAAGCUGGUGAUAGAAAUGAUCCUCUAAGCAUAUCAGAAGAAGAAUGACAGAUGCAUAGAAUAUGUAUACCCAGCUUUUCAUAUGCAUUUUCUUCCCUUUUUCUUUUGUCCUAAACGAAUUACCAAUAUAGCAAAAAUGGAAAGGUUUAUUUAACUUAUAAUAUUCUUAAAUUUAUUGCAAACGAGACUGGUUUUGUAUAGAAGGUGUAGAUUGUCUCAUUUGUCUAAAUAACAUGGGUUCGUUAUUUCUACAGGAAAUUGACAAUGGACGCCUGCAAACCCUUGGGCAGGUUCUAAACCAAUAUUUCUUUGUAUCAAUUUAUUUCAAGUAUCUUUCCUCGAUUACUAGAAAUUAUAUUAAGGUCCCUUUGAUUGGCUUUAAUUCCAUGGAAAAUAUCACAUCCGAAAAUUUCGUUUUCUAGUUUAGCCAUUUGAUACGAAAGUGAAAAUGGAGUUCGAAUU
Messenger RNA from Olea europaea var. sylvestris, 3471 nucleotides. Its product is annotated as probable serine/threonine protein kinase IRE. Gene Ontology annotation, biological process: intracellular signal transduction; peptidyl-serine phosphorylation. Gene Ontology annotation, molecular function: ATP binding; protein serine/threonine kinase activity. Lineage: Eukaryota; Viridiplantae; Streptophyta; Magnoliopsida; Lamiales; Oleaceae. Bases 46 to 2901 code for a protein of 951 amino acids. The transcript has 13 exons. The record is from RefSeq and is a predicted model, not a curated record.